AUGGCCUCCAAUACAGAUGCGGCCCCGGCCACUUGCAAGGUCAUGCUCUCGAAGCAUGUCGCCAACGGUCUACUAGAGGAGGUUCUCGAGGGCGUCCGGACUUUGGAAAAGCCACCCCACCUUGUGGGUUUUCUGGCCAACAAUGACCCUGCGGCACUCAUGUAUGCCCAGUGGACGGAGAAGACUUGUCAAGAAAACGGAUUCCGUUACUCCCUUCGUGAAGUGUCUCGCGAGGAUCUCGAAGAGGCUAUCCUAGCUGCCAAUGUCGACUCCGACGUUGACGGCAUCAUCGUAUACUAUCCCAUCUUCAACAACCGGCAAGACCAGUACCUGCAGCAGAUCGUCGACGUCUCCAAGGAUGUAGAGGGUCUCAGCCACCGCUAUAUCUUCAACAUGUACCAGAACAUCCGUUUCCUGGACCCCGAGACCAAGCGCCAGAAGUGCAUUUUGCCAUGCACCCCUCUCGCCAUCAUCAAAAUCCUAGAGCACCUCAAGGUCUACAACACGAUAUUGCCCUACGGAAACCGGCUCUUCGGACACACGAUUUGCGUGGUGAACCGGUCUGAGGUCGUGGGUCGUCCUCUUGCGGCACUGUUGGCCAACGACGGUGCCUGCGUUUACAGCGUAGACGUGACCGGUGUCCAGAAGUUCACCCGUGGCGAAGGCAUCAAGAAGGGCCGGCACGAGGUUGUCGACCUUGAGGGCCAGACUCUGAAGGACGUGGCACCGCUGUGUGACGUUGUCAUCUCUGGUGUCCCCGGAGAGUCCUACAAGUUCGAUACUAGCUUGCUCAGAGAGGGUGCCGUGUGUGUCAAUUUCUCCAGUGAGAAGAACUUCGGACCGGAAGUCAAGGAGAGGGCUUCUCUUUUCGUGCCUUCCACCGGAAAGGUUACCAUCGUCGUCCUGCUCAGAAACCUCCUGAGACUCAUCCAGAACCGGAGAUUGGAUGAUGUUAAGCCCGCCCAGGCUACUGAGCGCCCAGGAACCCUGGAAGCUGCCUCAUGA
Messenger RNA from Aspergillus melleus, 1005 nucleotides. RefSeq names its product methylenetetrahydrofolate dehydrogenase (NAD(+)) (gene mtd1). Lineage: Eukaryota; Fungi; Ascomycota; Eurotiomycetes; Eurotiales; Aspergillaceae. Gene Ontology annotation, biological process: purine nucleobase biosynthetic process. Gene Ontology annotation, molecular function: methylenetetrahydrofolate dehydrogenase (NAD+) activity; methylenetetrahydrofolate dehydrogenase (NADP+) activity. The transcript has 4 exons. Gene Ontology annotation, cellular component: cytosol. Bases 1 to 1005 code for a protein of 334 amino acids. The record is from RefSeq and is a predicted model, not a curated record.